AUGUCUGAAAGUCAUCAAAGAUCAUCACCGAAUCCAAAUGGACAUUCGCAUUCCAUCGUUUCUGAAGAACCAUGGAAAGUCGAUACUCCCUUCGGACCACCAGAAUUCCCUCGCACGUUUCCAAAUGGCGGAAUCCGCAGACUACGAAAUACCCUCUCGAAACUCUCUCCCUCUGCUAUGGCCGAAAAAGAAAUACUUCGCAAAAAGAAUCAAUAUAAGAUUCCCUUGACACACCGGAAUGUGGAUACCUUUGUCACGCAUCAAGUAUGCAACGAGGCUUGCCGACCCAAUCAACGAACACCAGAACUCCAGGUGGUCGAAUGGCUUGAACAUGUUUCUUGA
This is a messenger RNA of Penicillium malachiteum, 342 nucleotides long. RefSeq lists its product as uncharacterized. Lineage: Eukaryota; Fungi; Ascomycota; Eurotiomycetes; Eurotiales; Aspergillaceae. The transcript has a single exon. The record is from RefSeq and is a predicted model, not a curated record. Bases 1 to 342 code for a protein of 113 amino acids.